CUAAUAGACAGGUGUACACAAAUCAAAGCGAGAGCUAUAACUUGCGUGAAAUCGGUUUAACUAAUAUUUUAAUUACUCUUUAUUCUUACACGUGAAAAUGAUGAAUUACUCGAGCUGAAAACAGUUAUCAGACUGCAAAGACAAGUGAACUUUAUUCAGUAUAACCGUGCUCCAUCUAGUGGUUUUUACUUUAACUAAUGCAACUAAGUAUGGCUAACAGGACUCAAUCUACACGUUAUGUGUUGUCUACGACUGGAAAUAAGGUUGCACUCGUUGCGGCCAAUAGUUGUUUUGGUAACCAAGUUAAAAACCCUUUAAUCGGUUUGCGUCCAUUGAGGUAAAGCUGCAUGGCAAGUUCACGAGAUUACUUACCCAGGGGCACUUGGAAUGAGUCAUUUGAAUCAGACAGGCAUAGCUGCAGUGAUACUUUGAGGUAUUCUAGUAAUACAUUUGAGUCUGACACUGAUGGGAAUGAAUGCAGUGAAAAGUCUGAUAGCAGGUUGCUAGACUCUUAUUAUUCUGAUGAGGAACUAGAGUCAAAAGCUGUAUCCAGCACAUCUGUUGUCAAGUCAGAAAGUGAAUAUUUAUCAUCUCUAGUAGGUUAUGAAGAUGAAACGUUUGAAUCGCUGGAUGUUUCAUCAGGCACAGCUGAAGAGAAAUUCAUUGAAAGAACAAUUCACAUACUUAAAGACAGGGGACUGUUCUGUAGAAAUUUUACAAGUGAGAGAAAAGAACAAAGAGCUAACAUAUCUCUAAAUCACAAAAUACCAUGUCAUGGAAACAGGGCCUGCCCUAAAAUGAAUUCACAGAUAUGAUAGAGAAUGGUGAAGUGCUAGAUGGAGAUUCUGAUGCAUUGAAGUCAUUCUGCUUUGCAAAGAUAAAACAGAUUCAGCAGCAGUGGGAAGUGAAGCAACCACAGGACACUGAGCAUGAAACAAUGUCACCGACAACAAAACCCAGGAAACCAAAGGAAUUUUUCAUGACUAGAUCAGUCCCUGAAAAACUUCUGAAGCGAUUACAGUUCAGAAACAUCACAGAGAUGCUGAAACAGGCAGAAGCAGCUGAAAUACAUCAGCCUUCCCACUGCACUGCAUGUUUGAAGAAAAAGGAAGAACUGGCAAAGGCAGAGUUUAUCAAACAAAAGAAAGCACUUGUGGAGUCAGCUAAUCUGAAAGAGAAGAUUGAAAAUCAGAUGUACAUUAGAGAUCCUCUCACCCUAAUUGGAGAAGUACUUGAAAACUUUCCUAAACUUUCCGAUGACCCCAGUGAGAUCUGGAAAAGAUUAACUGCAAAGCUAAAGAAAUGACCUAAGCGUGCAACUUGCUUUCAUGGGAGGAGAUCAUACACUUCAACAAGUAAAAUGUGACAUGGGUAAUAGUAUUAGUUGCCAUAAGAGGAUGGCAGUACUGCCGCAGGUGGGAGUAUAAAAUGGUACUACUGCUCCAGGACUGAAGGUUUGAGAUAACCUUUUUGGAGCGAUGGCAACAUAGGUUUUAUCAGGGCUUUGUGCAGUGCUAAACUUUGUGAAAGUAGUGCUUUUGAGCUCAAGAGGAAUUAGAAAGUAUGUUCUGUUUUGUGACAAAGUCAAACAUUGUUUUUAUACAGACUAGAGGUGUACAGCCUACUGCUUUGGAGCUGCAUUGUCUGGUUGCUCCUUGCUUGUCUCUGAAACUAUGACUAGGUGUAGAAGCAGCAUUGUUAAAAAUUGUAUGUAAAUUGUUAAUAUCUUUAAAUGUUUUCUGUUAAGUCAAAAUGCAUCUGUCUUCCUUUGCAGCUUUUUUAACAGGAGGCGACCUUAACUGCUGCUUUCUAAAUAAUGGUUCUUACUUUUGGGUUGCCAUACUGUAAUUCAAAGUAGUAUGAAAUGGGACUUGCACAGACACUGGACUUUUGUUUUUUAUAGCAUUGUUCAGAAGAAACACUUCCCAGUCUUCACAGAGUUUCAUCACUUGUAUGUCAGUAGGCUCACUGAAGUCUGGCAGUGUUGCACAGAUGGUUAAAUCUAUGAGCUUCUCACAAGUUUCAUCCUGUAAACUUGUUUAGUUAGUGUCUGUUUACAUAUUUGUCAUCCUGAGUAAACCACUGUAGGUCAUCCGUGUAGCAAUGUGUUUGUGCUUAGUAGGCUUGUGUAAUUAACCGACAUAUGAAAUUAAUGAACAUUUUCACUCAAACGUA
Molecule: messenger RNA, 2175 nt
Organism: Protopterus annectens (West African lungfish)
Lineage: Eukaryota; Metazoa; Chordata; Ceratodontiformes; Protopteridae
Gene: CCHR15.PART0H8orf48
Product: chromosome chr15.part0 C8orf48 homolog
Exons: 7
Coding region: 812-1306 (164 amino acids)
Source: RefSeq, a predicted model, not a curated record